This is a messenger RNA of Verticillium nonalfalfae, 708 nucleotides long. RefSeq lists its product as uncharacterized. The transcript is spliced from 4 exons. The record is from RefSeq and is a predicted model, not a curated record. Bases 1 to 708 code for a protein of 235 amino acids. Lineage: Eukaryota; Fungi; Ascomycota; Sordariomycetes; Glomerellales; Plectosphaerellaceae.
AUGCGAUCUACUCUGGGUAUGUUUGCCUUGGUCAGCAUGGCUCAUGGUCACGCUACGUUUCAGCAGUUUUGGAUCGACGGCGUUGAUCAGGGCAGCACCUGCGCUCGCCUUCCUCCCGGCAAUAGUCCGAUCGAAGACGUAGCUUCGAACAACCUCCGAUGCAAUAUCGGAGGUGCCAGCGGCGUAGCGGGCAUUUGUGAAGUUCCUGCGGGCUCCAUGAUUGAGGUAGAGAUGCAUGAGCAGCCGGGUGACCGUGACUGCGAGAAGCCUGCCAUCGGAGGAAACCACCAUGGCCCUGUCAUGGUCUACCUUGCGGCCGUCCUAGACGCCACGAUUGCCGACGGCUCAGACCCAUUCUUCAAGAUUGGAGAGUAUGGAUACACACCCGAGGACCAGGUCUGGGGAACUGACUAUCUGAACAACAAUUGCGGUCGCUUCGGCGUGAUGAUACCGGAGAACCUGCCCUCUGGCGAUUACUUGGUCCGCGCAGAGGCUGUUGCGCUCCACAGCGCAGGUCAGCUCGGCGCGGCGCAGUUCUACAUGACCUGCUACCAGAUCAAGGUGACGAACGGGGGCACUGCUUCGAUACCGUCAGGUGUAUCUUUUCCCGGGGAGUACAAGGCUGACCAUCCUGGGAUUCACAUCAACAUCUGGGUGGAUGACAUUGAUGCCUAUGUCAUCCCCGGGCCUCCAAUUGCCGAGAUUUAA